Danio rerio (zebrafish) is the source of this 1985-nucleotide messenger RNA. The record is from RefSeq and is a predicted model, not a curated record. NCBI's taxonomy places the organism in Eukaryota, Metazoa, Chordata, Actinopteri, Cypriniformes, Danionidae.
UCUGAGGCACAAAACUUUAGGGAUAAUAUAAAAAAAGCAAAACUAUCACAAAAUGGUAAACAUUAAAAACUUCAGAAAAGAAUUCUUUAAAAAAUUUAAGGCCAAUCUUACGGCAAACACUGGCUAGAAUCAACAAUCAGUCUUUGUCAGGUGACGUAACCCUCGCGACCGCCGAGUUGCAUUAUGGGUGUUGGCCACCAUUUGUGUUGUAUCAGAGUUAGCGAGAGCAGUUUGCAGGUCUAAGCGAUUUUCAAAACAAACACGAUGGUACGUUCUUGCUGCGUUAAGAACUGUAACAGUAAGUCGCACGAUCGAAAAGGAAACAGAAUUAAUCACAACGACAAAUAUUUUAAGUUUCCCAUCUGGAAGCAAGGAUAUGGAAAGAAUGUGGCAGAAAUAACAAAGAGACGUCGGAUGGCCUGGGUUGCUGCAGUGAGACGCAAAAAUAUAUGUUUUGCAAACAUAUCUCCGUAUAUGUAUGUUUGCUCUCGACAUUUCCACAAAGGUAAGCACUUUUUAAGCUACUUUACGAUUAUCAUUGAUUGGGCUUUUAAAUGCUUAUGUUAAUUCAAUGUAACACUUCUGUUUUGAGUGUACAACAUUUUACAAUCUGAUAGUAAAGCUAAUUGUGAAAAUAAUUUAAAUUCACGGAAGUUAUAACUGACUUUAGCUGAUUUACUCACCCCUUGUAAAAUGCUUUAUUUAUGUUUUUUUUAUUUUUUUGAAAACCUUCCAGAAUUUUUCUUCAUGUAGAGCAUUUUUGUUAAAUGUUUGAAAACUCCACAUCUCAGCUUUAUGAAACUGUUUUUUUUUAAUCAUUUUGGAAAUCACUGUUGAAAAAUCUAAUUUAAGGAAUUGAACAAUUAUAAGAAAAUUAAAUUCUAUGACUGAGUUAAUACUUUAAGAGGUUAAGCGUUAAACCUAUCAGGUUUCUUAUGCUUAUAAGUGACAUACUGCCCUAUGUAGCAAUGUAGUGCUUUAUUGUACUUAUUCUUUCUAUGUGAACAAUGUUUCGCUGUAAUUACAUUUCUAUUUUUGUCAUAUGCAGGCCAACCUGCUUAUGAAAUGAUGGACACCGACCCAGACUGGGCACCAUCUCUACAUCUGGGCCACACAGAAAUUAAACAGACUAACACUGCACGCUCUGCAAGACGAACCAGGAGGGGGGAAAUAAAGUCUACACUGCACUCAGCUGAACAUGGGGGAGAACGACGUGCAGAGAAGGUGAGAAAUGAGAUUGAAGAUUGUGAGAGACACACUGAGGAGGAAUGAGACACAGAAGAAAUGACACAUGAGGUUGAAGAUGGUGACAGACACACUGAAGAGGAGGUGACACAUGAGGUUGAAGAUGGUGACAGACACACUGAAGAGGAGGUGACACAUGAGGUUGAAGAUGGUGACAGACACACUGAAGAGGAGGUGACACAUGAGGUUGAAGAUGGUGACAGACACACUGAAGAGGAGGUGACACAUGAGGUUGAAGAUGGUGACAGACACACUGAAGAGGAUGUGACACAUGAGGUUGAAGAUGGUGACAGACACACUGAGGUACAUGAGACACAAACUGAAUGUAAAUUGUGCAUUGACAGGUACGUGGAAGUAAACCGUCUUUUGGAAGAGAACCGACAGCUGCGUUGUGAACUGGACAAAUACAGGAUGUCGUAAGGAUUUUUCAACAAUAAUGAUGACAAAGUAAAGUACUACACCAGUCUCCCAAACCUAGGAACCUUUAUGGCCUUAUUUCACUUUUUGGUGCCCCUUAUGCCUGACCAAAACAAAAUUCUUAGUCCAUUUCAGAUGCUGCUUCUAACCUUUGUGCGCCUCAGACUGGAUUUGCCUGCACAACACUUAGCCCACCUCUUUCACGUUUCACCAAAGACAGUCUACAGAACAUUUAGUGAAAUGAUUUCUUUUCUGCACGCAAACCUGAAGCGCUCCAUUGUAUGGCCAGACAGAGAAACUUUGCACAAAGUUAUGCCUCACCA